CAAUGAUGUCUUGGGUGCGCAACGCGCUCAGCUCCACAGCGACCGUGAAGCCGUGCAGCAGAGCAGCUCGGCAGUCGUGUUACCUGAUAACAUCUCAAAUUCAAGCGAGGGGUCAAAUGCAGGUCUGUUACUCAGACUCCUCAGUCAGACCGAAAUCAACGUAAAACUGAUGGCUUGACAGGGUGGACAGAGACGCACGGGUUCUUCGCCGGGAUGGGUGGAUUCGUGCUCUACGUCAAUAAUAAACCAUGGGCCACUCUCACACCCGAUGAACUCCUCCGGUUUGUUCGCGCGGGAUCUGUGCAGAUGCCUAUCAUCACGAGGGCAGACAUAGAAGACCGAAGCAAGGGUGAUAUACUAUCCAGAUGUGUCACCAUUCUUCAGCUGGCGUGGUUCCUCAUCCAGAUCAUCGCCCGUUACACACAACACCUCCCCAGCACAUUACUUGAAAUCGACACUCUGGCUGUAGUUUGUCUGACCAUAGAUACUUAUGGUUUACUAUGGCUGCGGAAGCCGAAGGACGUACGACGUCCCCAUAUUGUUCAUUGGAACUCGAAUGUUCCUCCACCACACGACUGCUUAGCCAACGACAAAGGACAUAUUCCAAUGCUCCUGUGUCUACUAUCUAAUCACAAAAUUCGGCGGUCUAGUACCUCGGCUCAGAGUAUGACUACAUUCCUCGUUGGAGGUGUCAGCGGGGUGCUGUUUGCAGCGAUACAUGCCCUGGGCUGGAAUUUUUCGUUUCCGAGCCACGCCGAGCUGGUAUUGUGGCGUGUGGCUUUCGUUGGGAAGGCAUGUUUAUCGUUAACGAUGUGGACCCUCUGGUAUUUGGACGUGCAGCCAUCGGAGUACAAAGGAUUAUCGGGCAAAUUCUUAUAUUUUCUUUCCGCUCAUUUUAUGAAGAUUAUUGGAAUUCUCGGCAUGAUAUACGUUCUUGCACGUAUUACAAUAAUUACACUUAUUAUGCUAAGCUUACGAUCGCUACCUCAUGGUGUAUACGAUAUAGUAACUUGGCCCAAGGUUAUUCCACAUGUAGGUGUAUAGUUUCAUUACAUCGUUGUAGCAGGGUAUGAUAACUUGCUUGGGUCUUCGUCGAUGGCGGGUACUGAAAUCGGAAGUGCAAGUAG
Suillus bovinus is the source of this 1127-nucleotide messenger RNA. RefSeq lists its product as uncharacterized. The record is from RefSeq and is a predicted model, not a curated record. Bases 214 to 1044 code for a protein of 276 amino acids. NCBI's taxonomy places the organism in Eukaryota, Fungi, Basidiomycota, Agaricomycetes, Boletales, Suillaceae. The transcript has 2 exons.